Molecule: messenger RNA, 2190 nt
Organism: Xyrauchen texanus (razorback sucker)
Lineage: Eukaryota; Metazoa; Chordata; Actinopteri; Cypriniformes; Catostomidae
Exons: 5
Coding region: 370-876 (168 amino acids)
Source: RefSeq, a predicted model, not a curated record
CCUUGCAAGACAACAGAAGAACUACAACAAAACCUAUCCGUUUGCUCAUGGAAAAACACGGCAACUGAGCUUUUCUCGGAAGCAUUUGAGACUUUGAAGUAUUAACAUUUACUAAAAGAGCAGUCACACUCGGCUUACAACCAGACAGUGAAGCAAAAUUGCUCUGAAAAGUAUCCCUAUUGCUCUCUAUUUUUAUAUUAUACGGGUAAAUUAAUGUUCUACCUCGUUAGCAAAGCGACUUCCUCUGCUGUUUAUGAGGAACAGAUGUGCUAGCUGACUAUAACUGGAUUAUAACGAUACUUAUAUCGCUUUUAAAAGUUUGACAGCUUGGAAGCUGAUUAUGAUAAUUGAUACCAACUGGUGAGAAACAUGGAGCUGUACUGGUACAUAGUUGUCAUAAUAUUUAUUAUGAUUAAAAUCUUCUUCUACAUCUGCUGGUACCGCUCAAGGCAAAGACAGCUCGCUGCAUACCUCAGCAAUCCCCGCAAUGCACAGAUAGUCAUUGUAGGUGGAAGAGCAUACCUGCACCAGAUCUGUGAAAGGCAAAAUACAUCAAUCUGGCCCAGUUGGUAUGGCAUUCAGGACGACGGCUCAGUGGGUGAACCCUCUGCCUCACUUCCACAAUUAUCCUCGCAGUCUCAACUGGACAUGCCUCCUCCAUAUGAGGCUGUGUCUGGAGCAAAUGACCUGAAGCCUCCACCGUACAGCGAGUACGCUCAAAAUGAUGACACUGAUGCGUCCCUUAGUAUCACCAUCCCAGACAGCAAUGAUUCCAGUACAAUCAGUGAUGCCCCACCUCCUUACACGCCCAGUGCCACCUCUCCAGCCAAUCAGCAAGUAGACAGCCAAUCACAGUCAGAGGGAAGGUCAUGUUAGACUUUUCCCCUCCUGGCAGUGAAGCACUGCUCUGCCCACACUGGUUUACCUGGUGCUUUCAGUUCACCCAUGCCUUAUGUUCAUUUCCUCCAGCACUGACAGGCCAUAGCCAUAUGACAGACACCACCUAAUCCACUUAUUUCACUAGUUUAAACUUUGAACAGUUUUGAGCAGUUCUGAGGAAUAUUCAUCCAAAAAUCUACACACUGUUGUCAUUUACUCAUCCUUUUGUUGUUCCAAACCCUUAUGACUUCUGUGGGACACAAACAGAGCCUCAGUCACCAUUCACUUUCAUUGCAUCUUUUUUCCAUAUGAAAGUGAACAUUGAUUUGGCUUUCGUUCUGCCUAACAUCUCUUUUUGUGUUCCACAGAAGAUAGAAAGUCAUACAGGAAAAACAUGAGGGUGAGUAAAUGAAGACAGAAUUUUCAUUGUUGGGUGAACAAUAACUUUAAUUUCACAAGCAUCAGGACAGUGUAAAGGAAGUUACAUUAUGUUUGGCUGCUUGAGGAACUGUGUAUAUGCUAGUGGGUUGAUCAGUGCCAAGUGGUGUGUUCUGCUAAGACAUUAUUGUUGACACAUUUCUUUUCUUUCUGAAGUCCCAAAGGGAGAGGUUACACUAUAGAGGUCUAGCCUCAGGUUUAUUUAUAACCUCGGUUUAUAUGUCAUUUAAAAAUAUUUUGCCCUCUGAAGCACUUUUAAUGUGUUGUUAUUGCCUUAAUUCUGUAUGUUGGUAAGUGUCCAAUAUUCAUGAAUCAACCAGAGCAGUGUGGCUAAUGGUUAUGACUUGUGUAAAUGUGCAGCAGUCCUACUCUGUGUGUUGUAUUGCUUAUCAGGUUAACUUUAAUAGACUGAUGCAUUCGAGAUCACGGUGCCCUUAUUAAGAAACUCCGCUUACUGAAAUAACAUUUUCGUGUGUGUGUGUGUUAGAAUGCGUGAGUGUUAAGGCAUAUGUUAAUUGUGUGAUAAAUUCAAACUGAUCUUCCUCGUGAAAAUGUUUGUGCUUUGGUGAGCGCAUGAAGUCAUCUCUGUGCAAUUGUCAGUAUACCAGGCUCACAUAAUGGGAUCAAUAAUUUUGUUUAAAAAAAAUGUCUACAUGAACGGAUGUGAUCUAGGUUUGCUUUUAGAAUGGGUGUAUAGUUCUGUUUUCCCCCAGUUGCCACAGUCCUUCACUUUACAAUUUCAUUUAAUCAUAAUUAGAUUUAUUUACUAAUCCUGCAACAUGUAUUAUCUCAUUUAAACUGAAGUACUGUAUAUGCUAUUUUUGUAUUUAUGGAAAUACCCUUUGAAUCUCUUUCAAAAAUAAAGCUGGGUGA